Trichoderma reesei QM6a is the source of this 1625-nucleotide messenger RNA. RefSeq lists its product as uncharacterized. Bases 201 to 1625 code for a protein of 474 amino acids. The record is from RefSeq and is a predicted model, not a curated record. The transcript has a single exon. NCBI's taxonomy places the organism in Eukaryota, Fungi, Ascomycota, Sordariomycetes, Hypocreales, Hypocreaceae.
UGUCAUGCUCGGUCAAUUGACCAUGUGAGAGCUCUCCGUCUCUUGUCCUCUAGUCUGAACUCUGUGGUCCUCUGAGCUGCUGCUGCUUCCUAGAGGCUGCUCGUCGUGUAAGCCGGCAUAUACAUACACCCACUCUCAUAGAAGCAUCAUCAAUCAUCAUCAUCAUCAUCACCACCACCAGCUUCACCAAAUAUCCCAUCAUGCUCCUCCUCCUCCUCUCCCUCCUCUCCCCCCUCCUCGCCUCCGCCACUCCCUCCCAGUACUGCCUCUUCGGCCUCGCCCGCAACGAAGCCGACUUCUGCGUCGCCCUCUCCCUCUACCACAACCACUCCACCUCGGCCCACGACAUCUACCUCAGCCUCUCCGUCCGGCGCCCCGUCCAGCCCGCCGGCGGCAACUCGUCGUCGCUCGGCUGGACCGCCGUCGGCGCGGGGCCCAAGAUGGCCGGAUCCCUCAUGUUUGUCCUCUACGGCGAUCCCGAGGCCUCCGCGCCGACGCUCAGCGUGCGCACCGUCAAGACGGGCCAUGCGCGGCCCGUCCUCAUCGCCCAGGACGACGAUGAAGGCACCGCCGGCUCGCAUCUCGACGUCCGCGUGGCCCAGACGAGCUGGACAAAGAUCAACGACGAUGAUGCCUCCUCCUCCUCCUCCUCCUCCUCGGCGUACGUGGCCUCUGCCUCCGCCGUCUGCUACGGCUGCUCCGACUGGCCCGGCGCCGAAAUCUCCCCCGAAUCGGCCUCCCAGCCCUGGAUCUGGGCGUGGAACAGCCACCAGGACAUGAAGCCCUUUUCCGCCGACGCCCAGCUCGAGAUGCACUCCCUCGUCGACGGCGGCUACGGCCACUUCUACGUCGACAUGGCCGCGGCCACCUCGCACCACGCCGACGGCUUUCCCGCCAUCAACCUCAACGUUACCACCACCACCAGCGAAAAGGACGCCAACGUCGGCACCUCGGACCGGCCCAUGACGGCAUCAUCGUCACAAGCCGGUCUGUGGCAGAAGCUCCUCUCGCGGCCCCUCGCCCACCUGCACGGCUUCUUCAUGACAACGGCCUUCCUGCUGCUCUUCCCCCUCGGCGCCCUGGCCAUCCGCUCCGGCUCCGACCGCGCCUUCAAGCACCACUGGGCCGUCCAGGCCGCCGCCUCCGCGAGCGCCCUCUCCGGCGCCGUCACCGCCAUCGUCAUGAGCGACCGCGUCUUUGGCUCGCCGCACCAAAUCGCCGGCGUCGCCAUUGUCUGCCUGCUGCUGCCCCUGCAGGUCCUCCUCGGCUGGCGCCACCACAUGGAUUUCAUCCGCAUCUUUCGCCGGACGUGGAUCUCGUACGCGCACAUCGCCCUCGGCUUCACCAUCUUGGUCAGCGGCUGGGCGAAUCUCCUCGCGGGACUGCUGCUCUACGGCGUUGGCAAGCUGGCCAUCGCGCUGGUCGCGCUGCUCAUCUUGUUCGAGGCCGGCGGCGUCGGCGUCUGGUCGUAUCUUGCCGCGAGGAGGAGGGCCCUGACGAGGGGGAACGUGCAGAAGGAGACGGAGAGCUCGGCGGCGUACUUUGCGCUGGAGGAUAUUCCCGAGAGCGAUGAGGAGGACGAGGGGGCGGAGGAGAGGGGGCUUAUGCACAAGAGGGAGGAGUGA